This is a messenger RNA of Anopheles moucheti, 4709 nucleotides long. Its product is annotated as dual specificity mitogen-activated protein kinase kinase hemipterous-like. Bases 278 to 3643 code for a protein of 1121 amino acids. NCBI's taxonomy places the organism in Eukaryota, Metazoa, Arthropoda, Insecta, Diptera, Culicidae. Gene Ontology annotation, molecular function: protein kinase activity; ATP binding. The transcript is spliced from 9 exons. The record is from RefSeq and is a predicted model, not a curated record. Gene Ontology annotation, biological process: protein phosphorylation.
GAAAAGUAUAUUUAUCAUAUAUUUUCGGGUGAAAAACUUUCCUGUUCCCAAAAAACGCCUUCAAUUUCUCCGUGCAGGGUCGCGAUUCUGAGAGCGAAACGCGACUCGGAACCCUCAGAUGCGGAACGUCGUGGUGCAGUGAGCGCAGCGAGGAGAAGUUGGUUCGAACCUUUUCCUUCGCGAACGGGCACGGUUCGUUUCGGGUGCUUUGUUUACCCGCGUAUCGACGAGCCAUCGACUUUGGUAGGCGCUGCCGGGGCCAGAACACCAGGAGUCAAUGCUUCCGACGGGAACGCACUCGGCCGCCCCUUCCGACAACAGUAAUAACGAAGUCGGCAAGAACGGUAGCACCACCAUGUCCGGCAGUUCGAUAGGAAACCGCAUCACGAUGAUGGAACAGAUGAUCCAGAGCCCCCGUGCGACUCCCUCACUGUCGCUGCCGAUCACAUCGCAGCCUCCGACGAAUCGUUUCAAUCGCACCGGAAGCGGUGGCAUGGGCGGAGGGUCAGGACCCAAUCGACCAUCGUUAGGUUUGAAUCUGCCCAUCGUAUCCGGCAAUCGGAGGAGCGAAUCGGAACUCAAGUUCCAGAAGAUCGUCGACAAAAGCGGACGGUUGAAGAUAAACGAUAAGAUCUAUCGCACGCAGCUCAGUGAUCUGGAGGAUUUGGGCGAACUUGGGAACGGGACCAGCGGUCAUGUGGUAAAGAUGCGACACAAUCCGAGUGGUGCCAUCAUUGCUGUUAAGCAAAUGAGACGCACCGGUAACGACGAAGAAAACAAACGAAUUAUAAUGGAUCUGGAUGUGGUGCUGAAGUCGGAAAACUGCAAGUACAUUGUGAAGUGUCUGGGUUGCUUCAUCACCGAUGCAGACGUUUGGAUCUGCAUGGAGCUGAUGACGACGUGCUUCGACAAACUGCAGAAAAAAUCCAAGACACCGGUGCCGGAAGAAAUCCUCGGCAAGGUAACGGUGGCCACGGUACGAGCGUUGGCCUAUCUCAAGGACAACCACCGGGUGAUCCACCGGGACGUGAAACCCUCGAACAUCCUGAUCGACGAUCGGGGCAAUAUUAAGCUGUGUGAUUUUGGCAUCAGCGGUCGACUGGUGGACUCCAAUGCCCGUACACGGUCAGCCGGGUGCGCUGCAUACAUGGCGCCGGAGCGAAUCGAUCCUGCAAAAACAGUGUAUGACAUACGGGCAGAUGUGUGGUCCCUCGGUAUCACGCUGGUCGAACUGGCAACCGGUGUGUUUCCCUAUCGUGGCUGUGUGACCGAUUUCGAAGUGCUCACGCAAGUGCUCACCUCGAAUCCACCGCGGCUACCAGAGGACCAAUCCUUUAGUCCAGAGUUUCGUGAUUUUGUACAGCUAUGCCUGCAGAAGGAUUAUCAAGCUCGGCCCAAAUAUCCAGAUCUAUUGAGACACGCCUUCCUACAGCGUGCCGAGCACGACACUAACAUCAAUGUGGGCGAAUGGUUCCGUAAUGUGGCUGUCAAUUGUGGCAUUCAGCUUACAAGCCCGCAACCCCCGAACGCUGCAACCGCUCCAGUCACUUCCCCUCGAACGUGGGCCGUAUUCUUGGAACAACCCAGAAUACCGACACCGCUCGGAAGCAUGACGGAAGCGGUCCAGGCCCAAUCGAACCAGCAAAAACAAACCAUCGCUAUCGCCGCCUCAUCUAUCCCGAUCAAGUCAACCGCCACCAUCCUAUCUCCCCACAUUGCCAAUGAAGCACCUAGCAACCUCAGCAAUCUGCAGCAACGAUCGCAGCAACAACAGCAGCAACUUCUUCAGAGCAAACUUAGCAACAUUAGUCUAGCGUCCUCAUCAUCCUCCAUCUCGGCAGCAGCAGGCACGACACCAGUAGCAACGGCCGCUAACUCCAUCGCCACCUUCACGCCGCCUACCUCGUCUUCCUCCCCGGCCGCAUUCGACCCGCGCCGGUCACCCUCACCCCAGGCCUACUAUUUAGCGAAAAUGCAGUCAAAAAGUGCCAUUACUAGCACUAGCGUACCGAUAGCGACGGGUAUCGGAGGUGGACCGGGACUGGAGCGAAACGGUUCACUCGAACCAGCACGAAAGUACAAACACUCGCCGUUUCUUACGCGACGCACCGCCUCCGAGUACGGCAACGGUAGUCCGAAGAAGGAAUCGACUCUGAGCAGUUUGGGGCAAAGUAUCUUCAAAAACCUAACGACAUCACCAUUUGCACAGCGAAAAUCACUUCCGCCGGGCGAAUCGAAGCUUGCCUGCUCAGCGUCUACCUCACCAUCCCCGAUGCCGGUAUCCUCCGCGCUUUAUGCAAACGGUGCUGGACCAGCUAGCAAUCCGUCCUCACCGUUGUUGCUGCUCCGCAAGGCGCACGAGGUGCCGGAAUCAGAUACGCAGUAUAAACAUCUGCACGGAAACACUAGUCCAAUUGUUCUACAGCGAUUCUAUCACCAACAGAAUCAGCUGAUCGAGCAGCAAAGGGAAGCACUGCAGCAACAGCAGCAGCAAGUUGUUUACGGGUACUCUUCACCUUCUCCAGUUCCUUCGGCAAGCGAAGCAUCGCCCCGCCCAACCCGUUACAGUCCACUACCCUCUCAUCGAACCGUACACCACGGGGUACACCCGGUACUGAGCACCUCGGCCCUACACCAAAGCGCAAUUCCGCUCUACGUACAUCACGAACCUACGGCAGGGACAGCUCCUAUGCCUCCACCUCCCGCUUCCGGCAUACCCGUGUACCAGCAAUCGAGUGGUACCACAGCAAGUCCCAAGCACAAAUCUUCGUCCUUCUUCAACACGUUCAGCCGCGGCAUGAAAAGUGCCGGUCGGGGUGACAAGGUGAUUGAUCGUGGGGGCAGCGCUGCACCCACGCUGGUGACUGGGGAUCGCCCACUGUACGCCACAACUAGCCAAACCAUGUAUCAUCACCAGGGACAGGCGAGUGCGACGAUGCUGCAUCGACACGGCGCACACACAGGUAUCAGCAAUGGAGGGAUGGUAGUACCGGACGGUAGUAAAGAAGAGACAGGAUGGUUCAAUUCCUUUGCAGAUAUCAAGCGAAAGUUUGCCUCGUUCGUGAAGCUUAACAUAAACAACAAUGGGACGGGGACGAGUGGUGCGGGCACCGGUGGAACUACCACAAUUGGAGACAAGCGGACGCUAAAGGAGAAACACCUGCAGCAACAACAGCAGCAACAGCAACACCAUCUUCAAUUGCACCAACCGCAGCUUUAUGGAUCGAAUUCCUUCGAUAUGCCAGCAACAGCGGGAACAUUGACGGCGGGUUCUACCGGAAUUUACGGUGCGGGAGCAUUUCCCGGUGCUUCGGCUUCGUCGGUAGUGCAACCACCGUCCGCCAUACCACCGAUGGCGCACGUGCUCAACAGCCCAGCGACCGAUCGACGGCACCGUAGUCCAGAUCCUCCACCAAGGUUAAACCGCGGCCAAUCACCGCUACUUCUGCAGCGGAAACUCGAACAGCUCGGUCACACCGGAUCGCCGUUGCUGAAUAGAAGACCCUUUAACUCUACCUCCCCCUCUCCACCACCACGCCGUGGUUCGGAAAGUGUUCCCGGAUCUCCGCAACAUUUGCGUGCUCGCAUCAACUACACACCGGAACCGCACAGACGUCCGUACCGUACUACGAUCGACCAAUGAGUGGGACUACAAAUUCUGGCCAUGUGAUCGAUGUACACCUUUCUCGACUAGCUGCGGGUGUCCGUGUGCCGCAUGUGUUCUUGCGGUUUGCUGCUUGCUUUCGUUGCUUCGAAGCUGCAAUUGUGCUACCUUAUGCAAGGUAUGUAGCCAAAGUGGGAUGCUAAACGCGAAUCGCUUCUCUCACAUUAUAAUACCCGGACGCAAUAUGGAUGCAGUACCAAACGUGCUAGUAGGAACCAGUUUAAAAAAGACGCUCAUACAAUUACGCUGCCUCAGGUAAAGGAUGGAAUGAUAGGGUAAAACGAAAACAAACAAACAAACAAAAACGAAAACGAUUACAAAAGAGAGGAAAGGGAUGUGCAUGAAAAGGAAAAGGAACAAACCAAUCGAGCACGAAAAGUCAGCGCACGCAAUGUAUUCCCCGCUCAAGGUUUACAGAAACAAUCCACCAAAAAGCCACCGCACGCAGCACGCGUCAAAUCGUAGCUAGCGUGUGCGUGUGUGUGUGUGUGUGUGUGUGUAUGCGCAUAGGAACAUUAAACGCUCAUUCGCUUGCUUUAAAAAUGGAGCCGCCACCGUGCUGUUGCUAGUUUGUAGGUUAAAAUGUUUAAAAACAAAAACAAGGAACGCUACGGCCUUCCUAUAUAUCUCUCUCACUCUCGCUUUUGAGGCCGGGUCUGUAAAAAUAUUUGUUGAAUGGCAACAAAAUGGCGGUGUAUUAUAAAAGGAAUAUAGAACAUUCUAUGUCAAAUCCAAACAUAACAACAUUUUUAUAGACUCGGCUCGUUAGUAUCAGCAUUGUUUGGAUGCUUGAUGCAAAUGCGAAAGUUUAUCUAUUGUGAUUGUGAAUGUUUUCUUCUGGUCUGUGCGAUAUUACCACACAACAUUUGAUGCAACAUGAUAAUGUUCCCUUACGAGCUGUUUUUACCUGUCCAUUUCAUCUUAUUUGUCAAUGCUUCGUGUUUAAUUUUCUCUCCAUUUUCCGCUUCUGCUUUUUGCAAUGUUUCCAAAUUUACAUUACCUCACAAAUUGUAUGAUAAUCAAAAAACUAUACUAUAGUACAUAU